This is a messenger RNA of Dromiciops gliroides (monito del monte), 903 nucleotides long. RefSeq names its product intraflagellar transport 43 (gene IFT43). The record is from RefSeq and is a predicted model, not a curated record. Gene Ontology annotation, biological process: intraciliary retrograde transport. The transcript has 9 exons. Gene Ontology annotation, cellular component: cilium; intraciliary transport particle A. Lineage: Eukaryota; Metazoa; Chordata; Mammalia; Microbiotheria; Microbiotheriidae. The coding region runs from base 71 to 688 and encodes 205 amino acids.
GGAGAAACCGGUUGCUAGGGACGCGAUCAGGGCGCCAGGGCUCCCGGAAGCUACGUCAGCAGCAGUGGCGAUGGAGGAUGUGUUGGACCUCAGCGAGGAGAAGCGCCGCGGAUCGGCCUCUUUAGGAGCAAAAAUGGGUCGACGAGCUCACCAGGAAUCACCUCAAUCAGAGAAUCAGCUUGCCAAUAAAAAUUCUUCUUUGCCCGGAGAGGGUCCCCCACCAAAGCCAGCCCGACGACAAGGAGGAUGGGCAGAUGAUUCUGUGAAAGUCUCAAAGUCAGGAAGGAAGGUUGCUGAAGAAGUAGAAGACCAGCGCCUCAGACAACGGAGCAUGGAAGGAUCUGAUGAUGGAGGGGAUAUUCCAGUGAUCCCAGACCUAGAAGAGGUUCAGGAAGAAGACUUUGUUCUGCAAGUGGCUGCCCCUCCCAGCAUCCAAGUAAAUCGGGUGAUGACUUAUCGUGACUUAGACAAUGACCUGAUGAAGUACGCUGCCUUCCAGACACUAGAUGGAGAGAUCGAUCUGAAACUCCUCACCAAAGUCCUUGCUCCAGAGCAUGAAGUUCGAGAGGAUGACGUCAGCUGGGACUGGGAUCACCUCUACACUGAAGUAUCUUCAGAGCUUCUCACCGAGUGGGAUCUUGGGCAGUCAGAGAAAGAAGACAAUGUUGGGCAGCCGAAACACGCCUGAACUCUCGCUCGGACUGGAGCCUAUUUCACCCCUGUACAUAAUAAUCACUGUUUUGUAUUGGACAAAAGGCUCUAAGCCUGAAACUAAAAAGAGUCAGAUGCUGGCGGGAGCCUGGAUUUUUAUAUCGAAUAUUUUGUAAUACGAAGAUCCAUGUGUUCUCUGCAGAAAAUACUGGAUCAUUUCAAAUGCAAUAAAUCGCUUCACUGUCCAGUGAG